Molecule: messenger RNA, 3553 nt
Organism: Pundamilia nyererei
Lineage: Eukaryota; Metazoa; Chordata; Actinopteri; Cichliformes; Cichlidae
Gene: ccdc186
Product: coiled-coil domain-containing protein 186
Exons: 16
Coding region: 250-3288 (1012 amino acids)
Biological process (GO): vesicle cytoskeletal trafficking
Cellular component (GO): trans-Golgi network
Molecular function (GO): small GTPase binding
Source: RefSeq, a predicted model, not a curated record
CAAACGUCAUUUCUCACUGGGCUGUCAUUGGUUUAUAUCGUCUCAUCGGUUCUCUUGCAGUGGCCAUAUUUGUUGAUGUGUCAUAUCAAAGUGACUGACUUGUUGUGCGAUCAGCUGGUAAGGCAGGGGAGGUUCAAAGUUCAUUUUUACCCCGAUUGUCUCCACAUCGAAGCACACCAUGGGGUUUUCCUUCUCGAUUUGAGUCAGAGGAGGACCUGGGUACACCUCAGUCCUGCUUCAGAUACAUAAAUGAUGGAAGGAUCAGAGGUUCAGUCCUUGACGACGGCAUCACACCAGAUGAAUCUCCUUAAUGUCAACACGUCUAAUGCAGACGAGGAGGAAGAAAUCUCUCUCAACAGUGCACAGGAGGCGGAAACCUGCAGUCAGGCAAAAGAUGAAUUGCAGCUUGACGGUGAAUCAGUCAAGACUACAGCACUUGCUGAGAUGGACACAAAGACGGAACAUGAAGCUCAAACAUGCAGUCAUGAACAUCCAGAUGUGAAAGAGGAGCCUGUUGAUACCAGAACGGUUUUAGUGGAAAGUGGGAAGCCUCCACAAAGUCCUUCAAAUGAGAGUGGUAGCACUUUGGUAGCCCCAGUACCUACUGUGGAUGUAGUAGAAAACUCUCCUUCUGUUCUUGAAGGGACAGAAGAUACCGUAUUGACUUUUGAUGCUACCAUUCCAAAUGGUAAUGAACAGCCAUCGCUCUUGGUUACAAAUUGCCCCACUGAGCCAUCACCUGCUGAGGAUAGUAGUUCAGCUGAGAGUCCAUCAUCCUCCUCUGUCCAUAGCACUUCCAAAAACUCACCCAAAGACUCAACAACAACCUCCAGUAUUUCUAAUGGACCUUCUACCCCGAUCGCUGACACCUUUAGCUCCUCACUUGCUUCCAGCCCUCAAACCAGUGCCAAAAACCUGUUUCCCUCAAAUUCUUCUGCAAGUCCUUAUGACACUGAUUGCAGCCGAAAGCUUAUUUCUCAGAUCCAGCGGUCACUGUCACAAGAGUCACUGCUAGAUGAGCUUGAGUCUGAGCUCUUGGCUUGUCAGCUGCCGCAUGGUGACGAUAGAAGUGAGCGGAAAGGAAGCUCACCUGUCAAUGGACUCCCCACGGACCAGGAGGGAUGCAUGGUAGUCUUCGAGAAGUGUGUGCAGUACAAAUAUGCACAACAGGAGAAGGCUAUUCAGAAGUUGCUUGAGGAAAACAAGAGACAUCAGGAGCUGAUCCUGGGUAUCUGUUCAGAGAAGGACAAAAUGAGAGAUGAGCUCAAAAGGAGGACAGAAACAGAAAAGCAGCGCUUUGCCACCAUUACAAAGUUGGAGGCGAAGGUGAACGAGCUGCUGAAAGAACUCAAGGAGUCGCGGGAUAAACUUGUUCACCAGGAGCAGUCAGCUAAAGCUGCUCUCCAGCAGAUGCAGAAGGAGACAGGUUACCGGAUUGAACAGGUGAAUAAGAAAUGUGAUGAGGCGAGGCAAGAGAAGGAGACCAUGGUGAUGAAAUAUGUGCGGGGUGAGAAAGAGGCCCUCGACCUGAGGCGGGAUAAAGAGAGUCUGGAGAAGAAACUGAGAGAAGCCACCAAAGAGGUGGAUCGCCAGGCCCUGCGAGGAAACCAGCUGGCUCAGGAGAAAGGGCGGCUACAGCAGCUGUAUGAAGCAAAGGAAGGGGAGGUUGGCAGGUUGAGUCGAGAUGUGGACAAACUAAAGGAGGAGAUCAACUCCCAUCUGAUCAAGGUCAAAUGGGCCCAGAACAAGUUAAAGAGUGAGGCAGAUGCGCACAAGGAAACUAAAGACAAACUGAGAGAGACCACGUCCAAGUUGGCCCAGGCGAAGGAAGAGACUGAGCAGAUCCGCAAGAACUGCCAGGACAUGAUUCGAACAUACCAGGAAUCAGAAGAACUCAGGUCCAAUGAGCUUGAUGUUAAACUUAGGGAGACGAAAGGAGAGCUGGAGAAACACAAGCAGGAACAAACAGACCAGUUAGAGCUACACCGGGUGAAAGCCAAAGAGCUGGAAGACCUGAAGAGGAGCUAUAAAGAGGCCAUGGAUGAGCUUGAUACGCUACGCACAAAGUUAAAGUGUCUGGAGGAUGAGCGUCCACGGUGGGAGGAUGAGCUGACCAAGUACAGGGAGAUCAUCAACCGGCAAAAAACGGAGAUUGGCCGCCAGAGAGAAAAGCUCGAAGAGGUGACUGCACUUCAGGAGCAGCAUCAAUGCGAUGAACAGGAAAUCAAAUCGCUUCGUGAUGAAGUGGAUGGCCUGACCAAUCAAAUGGCUGACCUGCACCGUGAUGUACAAGGCAGCAGAGAGCGUGAAGCGGAGUUACUGGGCUUCACUGAGAAGUUGAGCAGCAAGAACGCUCAGCUUCAGUCGGAGAGCAACGCACUACAGUCUCAGCUGGACCAGCUAACUAACAACUUCACCGAGCUUCAAGGAAAGCUGCAGGAGACCAACAGGCUGCUGGAAGACAAGUCACAGCAACUGAAACAGGAAGAGGCGCUGAGACGACAAGAGGUGCAGAGUCUGCAGGAGGAGCGGGCAGCACUGCAGACGGAAGUGGCCCAACUGAAAACCAGAGUAGAAGAGCUGAGGGAUGAGCUGGUGACUCAGAAAAGGAAGCAAGCUGCUAAUAUCAAAGACCUCACAAAACAGCUAACACAAGCCCGAAAAAGGCUGGAGCAAGUUGAGAAUGGAGGGUGCGAACGGGAUGCCAGCAGUAUGGGCAGUCGCUCCAGUUCCUCAGGUACUACUCCAAGAUUUGGUUCUUUGAAUGCACGUCAUGGCAGCAGCAGUGGCGUUGAAGAGCGGUCACCAGAGAGCCAGUCGGGCCCUUCGGUGGUGGUUGUGGACAGUUUCCCAGAGGUCGACAAGGCUGUGCUCGUUGAGCGUAUCGUCCGUCUGCAAAAGGCUCUAGCUCGGAAGCAGGAGAAAAUCGAAUUCAUGGAGGACCAUAUCAAGCAACUGGUGGAAGAGAUCCGCAAAAAGACCAAAAUUAUCCAGAGCUAUGUGCUGAGAGAGGAGACAGGGGCCCUCUCAUCAGAGGCAUCUGAUAUUAACAAGGCCCACCUCAGCCGGCGGGGAGGCAUCAUGGCUUCGCUUUACACCUCCCACCCGGCAGACAGCGGGCUGACCCUGGACCUGUCGCUGGAGAUUAACAGGAAGCUGCAGGCCGUGUUGGAGGACACGCUGCUGAAGAACAUUACGCUGAAGGAGAACCUGCAGACUCUCGGGGCUGAGAUCGAAAAGCUCAUAAAGCAGCAGAGGGAUCCCGAGGACGGCGUGAGGAGGAAGUGACACGUCCGCCUCACAGGCCCGAGAACUAUUUGAGGACCUCAGUUUGUUUUUGUUUUUUACACGCAUGAAGAAUGAGUUGAAUGUCUAAGUGCCAGCAGCCUGUUUCGUGAAGAAGCACUCAAACUCUGUUUCUGUCCAUUUGGGGGAAAACAAGUUAUCUAAACCUACUUGAAUGAUCUCUAUUCCAUCCAUAUUGUAAAACUCCCUCUAUUUUUUGCCUCUGACACAACGAAUCUUCCUCUGGCUCACCUCUGGAUCACCCCCC